AUGAAUACGAGCAGACCGGUAUCUGUUGAUAUACACGUGCUGUUUUUCGCUAAGUGCCGUGAAUUAUCUCAAACUACUCGCUCAGUAUUUACAGUCCCAUCUGAAAUUAGAGCCUCUGAUUUACUAGACAAAAUCGUUAUUCAAUUUGGCCUAACGACCAUACGGCAUAAUUUGAUUAUAGCUCAUAACGAAUCGUUCAUCGAAAAUUUAAAUGACAGUAUAUUUUUGAAAGACGGUGACGAAUUAGCUGUAAUACCGCCUCUAAGUGGAGGCUAAGCCAGUCGAAAUGAA
Messenger RNA from Drosophila persimilis, 291 nucleotides. RefSeq names its product molybdopterin synthase sulfur carrier subunit (gene Mocs2A). The transcript has a single exon. Lineage: Eukaryota; Metazoa; Arthropoda; Insecta; Diptera; Drosophilidae. Bases 1 to 276 code for a protein of 91 amino acids. Gene Ontology annotation, biological process: Mo-molybdopterin cofactor biosynthetic process. The record is from RefSeq and is a predicted model, not a curated record.